CUGCUGUUAUACGUUAAGUGUUACUUUUCCUUUGAAGGAAGUGCCUUUUGCAGACGAUGCAACAAACCAUCUGAGUGCAUUUUAAACAAGGACAAAUGUCGUUUGUUACAGAAAUUACGAGUGAGGCCCAAUUUAAGACAGAAAUUCUUGACACGCCGGGGACGUUACAAGUCAUCGAAGUGUUCCAGUCUUGGUGUGGACCAUGUAAAGCGGUGCAGUCUACAUUCAAGCGCUUAUACUUUGACCUGAACGACAGGCCACUGAAGUUCUACUCGAUCGCCGCGGAGAGGCUGCCCAUGAUGCGCGAGUACGUCGGCAAGUGCAUCCCUGUGUUCCUUUUCUACAAGGACGGCAAGCAGCUCGAGGUGGUUGUCGGGGUGCAAGCACCCGCUCUGAACAGGCUGGUGAUGGAGUUCUCGGCGGUGAAGGCAGCGGCAGGCGCGUAAUCCCCCUCGAAUGUGUGUGUGGGGUGGAUUACUGGUGACAAUAAUGGCGGCGGUGUGGUGACGCGAAGGGUGGAAUACCUGGGUGGUGAGAAGUGGACGAUGUAGGGGUUGUAGGGCGUAUGCCGCGAUUCGGGGAAUGGGAAGAUUGGGGGCCUGGAGGGAGUCCUGAACACCCACAAGAAACGGUUCCUGCAUGGUUGGCUCCUUGACGAGGCGGGGGAUGGGAACGGGGCGCGGAGGCAGCGUCGGCGGAAGGGGAACCUCUUGACACGCCUGAGGAAGAGAAGUGGGGUGGGCAUGGGGUUGAGGAAUUUGGGGUUUUGUCGUUACGGGUUUUGUCACGGCCGGGUCCGCUGUGAAGGCAGUCGGUUGGGUGGUUCGGUGUGCGCUGGUUAGGUUCGCGGACAGGCGGCUGGGUCCUCAGUCGCAAGUGGGUUUCGGAGCCGUACGUCAUGUCUGGAAAGCGUGAGGAGCGCUGUUGUCGCCCACUGGGGAAAGAAGCGGGGCUGGGCGCCCCACCCGGCGUUACUAAACAACCUGGCUGCGGUACUUUAACUGCAUGUGCUGCAUGCGGAGAACCUGCCGAUAGGCAGUACGGCAUGCGGAUCACGACGGUGCCCUUUUAAAGAGGGAUUGCUUGGUCUUAUGACGGGAAACCCGCUGACUCCGUUGUGUCAUUAAAGUGGCCGCCGGAAUACAGGCAUACAUACGCACAUACAUACACACAGGGUUUUGUGUUUGCGGUUGGUGGCGUGUGCAUGGCGGCGUCGGCCGCAGCUGCAGCUAGAGCUGCAUGGCUCUUUAUGAGCGGGGCGGCUUGGCCGGGUGGCAAGGCACACCGCACGUAUACACGGGGGGGUGCUGUGGUGAGAUGUGGAUGGAUGCGUGGAUGCAGUUACCUUGGUUAAUGUUGCUCCGGGCCAGUGCUGGUGCAACCACACUUUUAAAUCCACAUCCACAUUCACAUACGCAUUUAGCUCGCCUUCGCAUUGAUGUGUGGCGGCUGUCAUUGACGUCAUUCGCUGUAAAGAGAUGCACGCUGUG
Molecule: messenger RNA, 1490 nt
Organism: Volvox carteri f. nagariensis
Lineage: Eukaryota; Viridiplantae; Chlorophyta; Chlorophyceae; Chlamydomonadales; Volvocaceae
Gene: dlc5
Product: flagellar outer dynein arm light chain 5, thioredoxin-like protein
Exons: 4
Coding region: 96-446 (116 amino acids)
Source: RefSeq, a predicted model, not a curated record